Molecule: messenger RNA, 1899 nt
Organism: Macrosiphum euphorbiae (potato aphid)
Lineage: Eukaryota; Metazoa; Arthropoda; Insecta; Hemiptera; Aphididae
Source: the annotation of a GenBank genome assembly
AUGGACCGCGCCGGACCACUGUCGCCGCCCAGCUGCUCCGAUGUAACGCUGUCGGUGGACAGUUCCAAGGGACGUCUGGUGGUCGACCGGAUGGACUCCAUCAGGAACCUGUUCGGCUGUGAGCUGCGGAUCGUCAACCUUGGUGGCUGGACGUCCGCGCCGUCGGUGGUUUUCGCCGUUACCAUGCUGGACGAAUACGACAAGGCGCCGGACGAUCGUUUGAUCGAUAGGCUAAAGUGUUACGUGGACUCGUUGGACGAACUGCAGCUGCAGACAUUGGACGAGUGCAGCAACGACGAUUCGAGCUACGACUCGGACUUUGGAGGCGACGACGAUGCCGUCGGCGGAUCACACUUUGGCGGCCACCACGACGACGUCAGCCGUACCACGUCGGACACGCUCGGCGCCGAGUACGCGGAAUACGUGAGCGCUGCCGCGUACAAGUCGAGGGUGGACUUUGCGCUCAAGCUCGGCUACACCGAACGCCUGGUGCAGACGGCAAUCGGCAAGCUGGGCCCCGAACCCACGCAGGACCAACUGUUAGCCGAACUGAUCAAGCUUGGCGCUCAAUGUGGUCACAGGUUGCACUGCGACUCGGACGGCGAAGAGGCACAGUCGAAUAACACCAACGACUCGCUGCUUAGUCCCCAAGCGCCCAAACUCCGGCACGUUGUCAUCGACGGUAGCAACGUCGCUAUGAGCCAUGGAAACAAAGAGACUUUCUCGUGUCGAGGCAUUAAAAUCUGCGUUGAUUGGUUCCGGAUGAGGGGCCACACGGACAUCACAGUGUUUGUGCCAAAAUGGCGGAAAGAAGCUUCGAGGCCCGACAACAGGAGGAUCAUUGACCAAGAUAUCCUGACGGAAUUGGAGCGCGCUAGGAUGCUGGUUUUCACCCCUUCCAGAGAAAUCGGCGGCAAGCGCAUGGUGUGCUACGACGAUCGGUACAUUCUGCGUUUGGCCUCGGAGCUAGACGGCGUCGUUGUGUCGAACGACAACUACCGAGAUCUGGCCAACGAGAGUCCAGCGUUCCGUUCGGUCGUGCAAAACAACAUACUAAUGUACUCCUUCGUCAACGACAGGUUCAUGCCGCCGGACGAUCCACUGGGCCGUUCGGGUCCUACCCUGGACGUGUUCCUCCGGAGCAAAGCGCCGGGCGUCGGUCUGACCGCCGUCAGCACGGAGACGUGUCCGUACGGCAAAAAGUGCACGUACGGCAACAAAUGCAAGUUCAGUCACCCCGAGCGUGGUCUGCAGCCCGUCAAGUCCGUCACCGAGCGACUGAUGGAACACGCGCAGCGGCAGGGCUCGGCCGGUCGACAGAUCAAGGGCAAGUCCGUUAGCCUGCCGCUGCAGCAGUCUGGCUGCAACAACCAGCAGAAGAAGCCGCUGGCCCGGACCAUGUCCAACGUCCCGCCAACGACCACCCACCACAAUCACUCCAACCACCCGCACUGGGUGGGCGGUGGAGCGUGGACGGCGGCGUCGCCGAGCUCCAACAACUACAGGGGCAAGCCCGCCGAGUCGUCCGAGUCCGAGGAAUGCAGCAACUUGCACCACAAGCUGCAGCGGCAGCUCACGCUGAACCCGACCUACGACCCAAGAUUGGUUCAUCUGCGGCAGAGCCAGCACUGCAACGUGACGAGGAUAGCAUCCGCGCCGCCCGUGCCCAUGAUGCGGCCGCAGCCAUCAAUGAACUUGCAGCCACACACGCUGGUCGCCGCCAGCUGUUCCGAUCCACAGAUAUUUCCCGGUUACCACGAAGCCAGGCAAAAGUUGUACUACCAUUUGUCGUCAAUAUUCCCUGAGGAACAGGUGUCGGCAGCCAUGCAGUACUACCCGAACGAGACUAACCCACAGAAGAUUUGUGCAGCCAUACUGAACAUGUUCUCGAAGACGUGA